AUGCUGGAGUUUGAGCACUUGUCUCUAAUUAGAGAAAGAACGAGUGUAUGAAUGAUGCCAAAUAUCUAAAGCUACAAGCAGUGCUGGACCUUUGUAGAGACCCUGGGGUUACGCUACAAAAGGAAAUUGUAAUGGGUUAUCCUUUACCAUCGCUUGUUGUGGAAAGGAUCAUUAGCCAUCGAGCAACUUGGGUAGUUUUCGACAACGACCGAUAUUUGAGAAAGAACAGGGCCUACUUUGCUAAGAAAAUACCCUGCAACAUGGUAAUGAUGAGUGAGGAAGGGGACAUGGACAUGAUCAAAGGGCGUCCGAUGAUCGAUGACGGAGAGAACACCCCGAGCCAGUCCCCGGCCUGUUUGGUGCCUACUCCUUUGGUGAUAUGUUCUGAACCAUUGAAGCGAAUCCUGGAGGAGCAAGAACUGGAGAAGUACGAUGAUGAUGAGCUCAUUCUUUUGCUACCGCAUAGUAUGACUCGGCGUAGGAUGUAA
Molecule: messenger RNA, 488 nt
Organism: Hibiscus syriacus
Lineage: Eukaryota; Viridiplantae; Streptophyta; Magnoliopsida; Malvales; Malvaceae
Exons: 3
Coding region: 48-488 (146 amino acids)
Source: RefSeq, a predicted model, not a curated record